Messenger RNA from Thamnophis elegans (Western terrestrial garter snake), 969 nucleotides. RefSeq names its product barttin CLCNK type accessory subunit beta (gene BSND). The transcript is spliced from 4 exons. Gene Ontology annotation, molecular function: chloride channel regulator activity. The coding region runs from base 1 to 969 and encodes 322 amino acids. The record is from RefSeq and is a predicted model, not a curated record. Gene Ontology annotation, biological process: chloride transport. Gene Ontology annotation, cellular component: basolateral plasma membrane. Lineage: Eukaryota; Metazoa; Chordata; Lepidosauria; Squamata; Natricidae.
AUGGCUGAAGAAAAAACAUUUCGCUAUGGACUUAUUGUCCUGGGAUUCUUUCUGGUCAUGAUCGGCAUGUUCAUAAUGAGUGUGGAGAAACCCCAAAUCUAUAUUACCUUCUGCACCCUGGGAGUUUUGGUCAUUGCUGUGGGCAUCAUAUGGAGCAUGUGCCAGUGUUAUCCAAAGAUCAGAGUUGUUUCCAUUGACUCGGAGUCCGAGAAGUUUCUUAUAAAGAACUCUGAGUCUGAAAAGUUCCUUGUGAAGAAGUUGGCUGCCUCAUCAUCAAUUGAAAAUAAGAUUCCUGAGAAGAAAAGUUUGCAAACGCAAUACACAAGCCAGAAAGAAGCUGACAUAUAUGAGAAAAGCCUGCCGACUUAUGAACAGAUCCAGACAAACAGUUCUGCAGAAUGCUUGGGAACUUUGCCGGUCCCAGUGCCACUGGGCAGGACAGGAAGACAUCUCCAACCUUAUGUACAUGCCAAAGCAGAGGUACACAGGGCCUCAGAGAGUAAUGGGAGCCCUAACAGAGAUGCCACAACAGGACUGAACUGCCCAUCUAAGAGGUUUCCAAAGGCUGCACCAUUAGCAUCUCUUCAAGAGGAAGUGGACACUUCUUCCCUGGACUCCACUUCCAACAGCCCAUUUUUACAGAGAUGGAAAGAUGCCCCAAAUCCCGUGCCUCUAACAGGAAGCCAGCUCCAAUUCAAACUUCCUUCUUAUGAAGAUUUUGCCUUGAUUGAUUCCCUGGCAGUAGAAGGUCAGGGGCAAAGCAAUGAAAAUACCGUGGCCCCAAGCCAGAGCCAUUGCUCUCUUCCUCCUAUAGCAGGGGAUGGCAUUGUGGCAACAGCAGGUCAUGGUCAUCUGGAAUGCAGCAGAGCCUUACAGCAGGCAGAAGAGGAUGAUUUAUACUAUGGGAUCCAAGAGGAUCCAAGGGACACCUUUCCUUCUGUGGUUGCUGUUGCUGAACCAAAGCCAUAA